AUCUCUUCUCAUUCUCUCUUCAAAAAUAUAUCGGAAAUUUCUGAAGUUUUUCAAUAAUUUUCUUGAGCUAUGACGGCCCAGAAAUUUGCAACAGGAAAGAAUCAGGAAGAAAGUGUGGGCGACCGUUUCUAAAUUUUCAGGGGUUACAUCGAUAGCAAUGGAUGACAAAACCGGAAAAAUGACGGUAGUUGGUGAAGUUGAUGUACCGGUUAUCGUAAAGAAGCUAAGGAAGAUAUGUAAUGCAGAGCUUGUUACGGUUGAAGUUGUUAAACCAUCUGAGAAAAAGCCUGAACCGGAGAAACCGACUCCAGCUAUUGUUACACAGUUUAGCUACCCGUACCAAUAUCAUUAUUCUUAUGCAAAUUCUUACUAUCAACCAUACGAUAAUUACAGAGUUGUGGUGGAGGAACCAAAUACUUGUGUGGUUAUGUGAUAUUCUAGUUCUCUUUCAAUAAAUUCAGUUUUGGUUGAUGUAAAAAAAAAAUCAAUUUUGGUCUAUGAACACUUAAUUCAAUU
Molecule: messenger RNA, 516 nt
Organism: Raphanus sativus (radish)
Lineage: Eukaryota; Viridiplantae; Streptophyta; Magnoliopsida; Brassicales; Brassicaceae
Product: heavy metal-associated isoprenylated plant protein 13
Exons: 3
Coding region: 158-433 (91 amino acids)
Source: RefSeq, a predicted model, not a curated record